CUUGCACUAAAUUUGAGUCAGCACCAAUGACAGCGCUGCAGUCCUCUGUGGACUGAUCAGGUGGCUGCAGAGCUCAGGCUCACAGCCGCACAACGCAGCUGAGCGGGCAAGCACAGCCCACAGCCAGAAGCGGCUCCCACUCUCCAGAGCAAGGCGACCUUUAAAGCUUAAGUUUCCCGGAGAAAAUGAGAUGCUGCUGCUGAAGACGACACUAUGGCUUUGAUGGAAUAUCAGAUAUUGAAAAUGUCUCCCAGCUUGUUCAUCCUUCUGUUUCUGACACCUGGUAUUUUAUGCAUUUGUCCUCUCCAAUGUAUAUGCACAGAGAGGCACAGGCAUGUGGACUGUUCAGGCAGAAACUUGACUACAUUACCAUCUGGACUGCAAGAGAAUAUUAUCCAUUUAAAUCUGUCUUAUAACCAUUUUACCGAUCUUCAUAACCAGUUAACCCAAUACACCAAUCUGAGGACCCUGGAUAUUUCAAACAACAGGCUCGAAAGCCUGCCUGCUCAGUUACCUCGGUCCCUCUGGAACAUGUCUGCUGCUAACAACAACAUUAAACUGCUUGACAAAUCUGAUACUGCUUAUCAGUGGAACCUUAAAUAUCUGGAUGUUUCUAAGAAUAUGCUGGAAAAGGUUGUUCUCAUUAAAAACACACUGAGAAGUCUUGAGGUUCUCAACCUCAGUAGUAACAAACUGUGGACAGUUCCAACCAACAUGCCCUCCAAACUACAUAUCGUGGACCUGUCUAACAAUUCCUUGACACAAAUCCUUCCAGGAACAUUAAUAAACCUGACAAAUCUCACACAUCUUUACCUGCACAAUAAUAAGUUCACAUUCAUUCCAGAUCAAGCUUUUGACCAACUCUUUCAGUUGCAGGAGAUAACCCUUCACAAUAACAGGUGGUCAUGUGACCACAAACAAAACAUCACUUACUUAUUGAAGUGGGUGAUGGAAACAAAAGCCCAUGUGAUAGGGACUCCCUGUUCUAGCCAAAUAUCAUCUUUGAAGGAACAUAGCAUAUAUCCCACACCUUCUGGAUUUACCUCAAGCUUGUUCACCCUAAGUGGGAUGCAGACAGUGGACACCAUUAACUCUCUGAGUAUGGUAACUCAGUCCAAAGUGACCAAAACCCCCAAACAAUACCGAACGAAGGAAACAACGUUUGGUGCCACUCUAAGCAAAGACACCACCUUUGCUAGCACCGACAAGGCUUUUGUGCCCUACCCCGAAGACACAUCCUUAGAAACCAUCAAUUCACACGAAGCAGCAGCUGCAACUCUAACUAUUCAUCUCCAAGAUGGAAUCGUUACAAACACAAGCCUCACGAGCUCAACAAAAUCGUCCCCAACACCCAUGACCCUAAGUAUUACUAGUGGCAUGCCAAGUAAUUUCUCUGAAAUGCCUCAACAAAGCACAACCCUUAACUUCCGAAGGGAAGAGACAACCACAAAUGUAAAGACUCGCUUACCUUCUGCGGCAAGUGCUUGGAAAGUCAACGCUUCAUUUCUCUUGAUGCUCAAUGCUGUGGUCAUGCUGGCUGGCUGAGGGGCCGCAGCGUUUGAAGCCAAUGAAAGAGCUCCCCCCUGAUGUACAGUUGGGAAAAUAUGCCCCUAUCUAACCAGUGAUUCAAGCUACAUAAGUAUUCGAGAAAGCCAGUCUCACAUUUCUGACUCUGAUGUACACGAAGUAACUUGUCUUAAAGAAAAGAAGUGCACAAUGUCUCGGUAUUCGCUGCUAUUUUACUGUCUUAAGUAACACGACUCAGUUUCUUUCUUUUUAAUGAAAUGGUUUCUUUUUGAGGCUUCAAUUUACUGCACAAAAUGUAAAGCAUCUAAACUUUAAUAUGUAUUUUAUGUAUGUUUACACUGUCAAACAUCUGGGAAAAAAAAAUAAAAGGUCUAUGCUCAUAA
Messenger RNA from Felis catus (domestic cat), 1910 nucleotides. It is a transcript of the gene OMG, whose product is annotated as oligodendrocyte myelin glycoprotein. The coding region runs from base 214 to 1545 and encodes 443 amino acids. Gene Ontology annotation, biological process: neuron projection regeneration. NCBI's taxonomy places the organism in Eukaryota, Metazoa, Chordata, Mammalia, Carnivora, Felidae. Gene Ontology annotation, molecular function: protein binding. The transcript has 2 exons. The record is from RefSeq and is a predicted model, not a curated record.